AUGUCAAACGUAAGAGAUCGUGGAGCAAAAAAGAUGUGCCGGAUCAAAGCAUUUCCAAAAAUUUUACCGGAUAACACAACAAUUAAUUCGGAAGUCAACUGUCAUCAGCUGGACGAACCGGCUGAUGCAUUUCAACAUAAAAGGCCAGAAUUAAUCAACAGAAUAGGUGUAGUGUUCCAACAACAUAAUGCGAGACCUAAUUCAAGAUUGAUCUAUCACCAAAAGCUUUUACAGCUUGAAUGGGCUAGAAUGCCAGACGCACCAUAUUAUCUAGAACUGGCAUCUUCGGAUUAUUAUUUGUUACGGUCACUGCAAAAUUUUUUAGACGGUAAAACCUUCACUUCAAAUGAGUUGGUCAAAUAUCACCUCGUUCGGUUUUUUGUCAGGAAACACCAAAAAUUUUAUGAUCGUCAAAUAAUUCUACUACCAGAAAGAUGGCAAAACGUAAUGAAACAGAAUGGCCAAAAAAUAAUUUAA
Molecule: messenger RNA, 477 nt
Organism: Vespa crabro (European hornet)
Lineage: Eukaryota; Metazoa; Arthropoda; Insecta; Hymenoptera; Vespidae
Product: histone-lysine N-methyltransferase SETMAR-like
Exons: 2
Coding region: 1-477 (158 amino acids)
Molecular function (GO): nucleic acid binding
Source: RefSeq, a predicted model, not a curated record